GCAAACGUACGUACGAGUCCAUGAAUAUUUGGCUUUUCGCGCGUCUUCCUCCAACUAUCGCCCGCCCGUCCACCUCCACCACGAGAUUCGACACGCCCAGCACGUUCACCCGCGCGGCGGCCGACGAACCGCUACGUGCUCCAUCGAUGAUCGGCACAUUCAGGUCCUCCGUGAAAGAUGCAUAUGGCGCCCACCUGCCGUUGUCGAGGUUGAAGUCGCGAUAGGGUUCGGCGCGUCUGGGGCAGCUUUCCAUGCUCGUGAACACCGCCCGUCGACAGGGCCAUCUGGGCGCAGCACACCAGCUGCGCCUCGCCGCGUCCGACUGCGAUACCGGUUGUAAACGUGAAAGAGAAUACGGCUCAGGCGAGGACCCGGUAUGGCGUCUCUCACGUCGGCUUCAAAAGAGACAUACCGCCAAAACGCGUCACAGCGAGCCGGUCGGCGAGGAGCUACGAGACCUUGCGGCGGCUGUCUCAGGUGCGGCUGUCUCAGGUGAGAUAGUCGGGGCGCAGGGG
Messenger RNA from Phanerochaete carnosa HHB-10118-sp, 515 nucleotides. RefSeq lists its product as uncharacterized. The transcript has a single exon. The record is from RefSeq and is a predicted model, not a curated record. Bases 21 to 224 code for a protein of 67 amino acids. Lineage: Eukaryota; Fungi; Basidiomycota; Agaricomycetes; Polyporales; Phanerochaetaceae.